CCAAUGUUUGUAAAUUGUAGUCUGGAGACGCCGCAGUGGGGAUCUCACCGCGCAAAUGUAUUUUCUAAUGUUGAUAAACUUCGCUUGCUGGGAUUCCAUUUAAAAAUUCAACUCAACGGACUCCGGAAAGAGCGGGACUCGACCUCUGGGACGCGGUGGAUCUUGAACCGAAGCAGGCAGCAGCAGACGGCAUCAUGGUGCGUUGUCCGAUGGAGACCGGCGAGGAUCUGACGGCGGCAGCAGCCCGAGGGAGUACGAGCGAGGUGCGGCGGAUCCUGGAGGAGAGAGGAGUGCAUCCCGACACUGUCAACGAAUUUGGCAGGACCGCGCUGCAGGUGAUGAUGAUGGGGAACACCAAAAUUGCCAGUUUGCUGCUGGAAAAAGGAGCAGAACCCAACGUCCAGGACAGGCACGGGAUAGCGCCCGUCCACGACGCAGCUCGCACGGGAUUCCUGGACACUGUGCUGGCUCUGGUGGAGCACGGUGCUUCGGUAAAUAUCCCGGACCAGAGCGGCACCUUGCCUAUUCACAUUGCCAUUCAGCAAGGCCACCGGGAUGUUGUGGAGUUCUUAGCCCCACGGUCCGACCUGAGGCACGCCAACUUAAGCGGGCAGACGGCGAUAGACGUGGCCCGAGCUUCCGGCGAGCCCGAUAUGAUUGACCUAGUUUUCGCUCACAUACAUCGCUAGGCAUUCUGUGGUGCCGGGUCCCCGCUGGGUCACCAUAACCUCACGUUUUGUUUUUGCUUCAAACCUGGUGACUUGAAUUCAUUGCUGUGUAAAGGAUUAAUGUUUUGUUCAUAGUGGUUCAGCAUUAAUAUGUGACACAGGACAUAUUGUCUUGGCAGCUUAUUUUCAGUUGACGGGUGGCUACAUACAGUAGACACCUCUUUUGCACAGUGCAGUUUAGGCACCUUAUAUCUCUGUUUUUCCCUAUUAACUGGGAGUGCACAUCUGUAGUUGGUUUUCCCUCAGUGUUUUGUUGUUAUUACAUUAUUUCCAUUGUGUAAGAAUUGUAACAGUUGAUACCAUUUAUUUGUUUUUUUUAAUUUAACAAACUUGACAUGGUGCACCCUGAUUGCUUUGCAUAGUUGUGUCUCUUAACUACAUGAACUUAGACUUUGAAUUUACUCCUUAUUUAUUGUUGGUAUAGGACUGAAUGUUCCUGUCACUUUGUAAAUGGUGACAUUUAUUGUGAUUUGUUGAAAUGUUAUUUAUAUAAAUCCUUUUAAAAUGAAAGUGAGAGUUUUUCACUUUGCUAUUUGAAGAUGAAAGCACAAUAAA
Molecule: messenger RNA, 1283 nt
Organism: Platichthys flesus (European flounder)
Lineage: Eukaryota; Metazoa; Chordata; Actinopteri; Pleuronectiformes; Pleuronectidae
Gene: cdkn2d
Product: cyclin-dependent kinase inhibitor 2D (p19, inhibits CDK4)
Exons: 3
Coding region: 195-689 (164 amino acids)
Biological process (GO): negative regulation of cell population proliferation; regulation of cyclin-dependent protein serine/threonine kinase activity
Cellular component (GO): nucleus
Molecular function (GO): protein kinase binding; cyclin-dependent protein serine/threonine kinase inhibitor activity
Source: RefSeq, a predicted model, not a curated record